AUGGCAGCUUUGGGCAACGACGUGGUGCUGGGUCUCCUCGGGACGGGCAAGAUCGGCAGCGCCGUCAUGACGGGCUACUGCUCGCCCGUCGCCGCCAAGUCGACGUGGGAGCCGAAGGCCAUCUUCGUGAGCCCGCGCGGGACGGAGAAGGCCAAGGCGCUGCAGGCCAAGUUCCCGGCCAAGGUCACGAUUGCGGCCACGAACCAGGCCGUCAUUGAUGCGUCCAACGUCAUCUUCAUUGGUUUGCUCCCGGACGUUGCGCGCCAGGAACUGCCGGCGCUCCACUUCCCGUCGCAUGUCACGGUCAUCUCGAUGAUGGCCACGAUCCCGUACGACGAGCUCGUGCAGCUUGUGC
Saprolegnia parasitica CBS 223.65 is the source of this 355-nucleotide messenger RNA. RefSeq lists its product as hypothetical. The record is from RefSeq and is a predicted model, not a curated record. Lineage: Eukaryota; Oomycota; Saprolegniomycetes; Saprolegniales; Saprolegniaceae. The transcript is spliced from 2 exons. The annotation marks the transcript as partial.